AACACGCGCAUGCGUACAACGCUGACGUGUAAGCUCGUGUUCUGCUGUGAUAUAUUUGUUUCUUUUUCAGCAGACGUUUGUUAAAUAUUGCACCAUGGCGUAUCAAACUUUUCAACAGGAGUACAUGCAAAUGCCUGUUAUUACGCGCGCAUACACAACUUCUUGUGUCCUAACGACUUUAGCUGUGCAAUUAGAAAUCCUAACACCAUUCCAGUUAUACUUCAAUCCAUCUUUAAUAUUCCGCAAUUACCAGUUUUGGAGACUAGUUACCAACUUCCUAUUCUUUGGAACAAUAGGUUUUAACUUCUUCUUUAACAUGAUAUUUACCUAUCGCUACUGCCGGAUGUUAGAAGAGGGCUCUUUUAGAGGAAGAACAGCAGACUUUUUCUUCAUGUUUUUAUUUGGAGGAACAUUAAUGACUAUAACUGGCUUAUUUGUAAACAAGUUGGUCUUUCUAGGGCAAGCCUUCACCAUAAUGUUGGUGUAUAUAUGGAGCCGACGUAACCCUUAUGUGCGCAUGAACUUUUUUGGUCUGAUGACUUUCCAAGCUCCAUAUCUUCCUUGGGUAUUACUUGGCUUCUCCCUUCUCUUAGGGAAUUCUAUUGUUGUGGAUCUCAUGGGUAUUGCUGUUGGACAUGUGUAUUAUUACCUGGAAGAUGUAUUUCCAGAACAGCAAGGUGGUUUUAAGAUUUUGAGAACACCAAAAUUAUUAAAAAUUCUUUUGGACCCUCCUCAAGAGGACCCCAAUUACAACCCACUGCCUGAAGAAAGACCUGGUGGAUUUAAUUGGGGUGAAGGUGCAGAAGGGGGGAACCAGCAGGAAUAAGAAUUUCCACAGGAGCAAAAUCCAUCACCACCACCUUGAAAGAGAUGAAUUUUAUUGUAUUCAGAUUGCUAACAGAAUUGGUUAGUAAUUGCUGGCUCCUGCAUGACCCCAUGUCAGAGAAAUACAAUGUUAUUGAAAUAGGGAAAUAUGAGGUCUUGUGAAAGCAAGUAAACAAUGUGUCUAUGCCACAUUACCAAAUAUUUAUUUGGGUAGGUUGAUCUUGCACGACAUGAAAAUGACAAUGGAAAAAGUGCUGGGUAUGUGUUUGUGUGCCUGGUUAUCAUUGGCUUUAAAUGAGAAUACAAGUAUGUCAUUGUGGCAUCCUAAAGUAUGAAUGCAUGAUAACAUACAAGUACUUUAAAUACUACUGUAACAGCUGUCAUUUGCUUUUAUUUUAGGGAUAAUAAAGUGAGUGACAGAGGUAUCUUGGUUUCUUUUUUCUAUUUAGAUAUUUGUGUUUGAGUGAGAUAUUCUGAAAUAAAGUGAUCCCAAUACAGUAAUUUUGAAUUUUAAUAAGAAUAUUUACUUAUUUGAAAGGUGAAGUUCAUAUAUUUGCUUGUUAAUGCCCAAAUAUAUAAUGACCAUUAUUGUUCUUGUCAUUUUUAUAAUCUUCUGGUUAUGGUGGUUAAGAAUACACCUGUUUUACUAUAUUUCAAUUUUAUUAAGCUGUUUUAAGUAGUGCAUUUGUAAAUACGUUACUGAAAAAUAUUCAAGUUUUGUUCAGCAAAUGUAU
This is a messenger RNA of Lingula anatina, 1559 nucleotides long. RefSeq names its product derlin-2. The record is from RefSeq and is a predicted model, not a curated record. Lineage: Eukaryota; Metazoa; Brachiopoda; Lingulata; Lingulida; Lingulidae.